Messenger RNA from Lodderomyces elongisporus, 468 nucleotides. RefSeq lists its product as uncharacterized. The transcript has a single exon. The record is from RefSeq and is a predicted model, not a curated record. Bases 1 to 468 code for a protein of 155 amino acids. Lineage: Eukaryota; Fungi; Ascomycota; Pichiomycetes; Serinales; Debaryomycetaceae.
AUGUCGGUGUUCAUAAGCUCUAACAAUAUCCCCAUUGGAUAUCGAACACCAGAGUUUCCCUCCUUAUUCUGGCCUAUUGGACCUACUAGAGGUUCGUAUUUAAAUUCGUUCCUAUACUAUUCCUGGGACGUUUGGCGAUUUACUGUAUACUGGUCUUUGAUUUUGAUGGGGGGCUUAUACUUUUGUGUUGGACUCGUGGCAAUCACGAGUAGUGUCAUAAAUAAUGUGAGACAUAAACUACCUGUGGGUCCUUCGAAAAUAGCCACAAGUCUUUUGGUAUUGACUUUUUAUGUGAUUACAGGUUUGAUCAAAGGUUUUAUUGGCGGUGCUAUUAUUGGUAUCAUAUUGGCCGCGAUCUACCAAGCAGGAAGUUUGGCAAUGAGUUGUUGGAUUCCCUUAACGUGGUCAAUUGCACAAAUUUUAUACGAUAUCGCCUCAUCAUACCUGACAAGCUCCAUUAUUCUAUAA